Molecule: messenger RNA, 363 nt
Organism: Miscanthus lutarioriparius
Lineage: Eukaryota; Viridiplantae; Streptophyta; Magnoliopsida; Poales; Poaceae
Source: the annotation of a GenBank genome assembly
AUGGAUGGUGCAGAUCAGGAGCCAAGAGGCCACGGCCACCGUAUUGACACGUCCCUGUUGCCGCUGAAGAAGAGGGCAUCAACUACAGCAGUGGUCCUGGCAGAACCUUCAGCGGCGACCCGUACGCGUCUUCGCACAAGAAGAAACGGCUGGACGACGCCAAUGCCCUUGCCGAGACGAAGGACACAGCCGGAGCCUCGGAGGCUCCAAUUCCGCGCCAACAACGCCCCGUGCCAGCUCUGGCUUCACGGGAACCCGCAGCGGAACUCCCAGCGCCAGCAGCAGCGUCGCUGGAGCCCGCAGCGGAAGGCAACAUUUGAUAUCAUCGCACCCUCGCUACGGUUGCCUCUUGAAGAUUUCUAA